GUUUCUCUGCAAGAUGAACUUGGUCCAAACCUCCAUGGUGCACUUUGCACUCUCACUGUGGUGACCUCAUGCCAGCUCUCUCAGCAGUGUUUAAAGUCCAGGGAGAGGCGUGCUUACCUGCCUCCUACACACAACAGCUCGCUCCCACUCCUCCCUGCCUGCACAUCUGCCUGGACGAGGGCUCCAGAGCCUGGAUCGGGACUGCAGCAUGCGGCUGCUUUUCGAGGCAGCGGUUCUGUGCCUGACCCUGGGCUUCGGGCAAUGCACCGAGGACACAACACAGGAGAACACCGUCCACCAUGCUCCCCAAGCAGAGUCAUCCUACUCAGAGUGGGGCAUCGAGGCCAUCCGGGACAGCUUUGAAACGGUUAACAGCUACUUCGACUCCUUCUUGGAACUGCUUGGGGGAAAAAACGGUGUUUGUCAGUACAGAUGUCGAUAUGGGAAGGCUCCAAUGCCGCGACCUCACUACAAACCCCAGGAACCCAACGGCUGUAGCUCCUAUUUUCUGGGGCUCAAGGUACCCGAAAGUCUAGAUUUGGGCAUCCCUGCCAUGACCAAGUGCUGUAACCAGCUAGACAUUUGUUACGACACCUGCGGGGCCAACAAAUACCGCUGCGACGCCAAAUUCCGCUGGUGCCUCCACUCCAUCUGCUCCGACCUCAAGCGCAGCCUUGGGUUCGUCUCCAAGGUGGAAGCUUGUGAAUCCAUCGCAGACACAGUGUUCAAUGCUGUCUGGACCCUAGGCUGCCGGCCCUUCAUGAACAGCCAAAGGAGUGCCUGCAUUUGCAACGAGGAAGAACGAGAUGAAUUGUGAGGAAGAGCAGAUGCCCGGCCUCCAUGAGCCUGCUGCCAAGCGUCCCCUCUCUGAUACCGCACUUCAGCGCAGUGAUUUCUAUCAGCUCUUUGGCCUAGCACAGGAUGGGGGGACCUGCACCAAGCAAUACACAUCAACUACAGCUUUUGGACAGAGGGCUAUGAAAGGGGAGACAGCCUGUGAAUACAGGGCAGUGAUGCCUGCUGUCCACCACAGAUGCAGUUCAACAGCCCUACCCCUUUCCAAGUCCAUCAGCCUGAAUGAUCCGAUGCCAAUUUUCUCUGCAGACUGAUCAGGAGAGGCAAGCAGGACGCAGCACUGGUUAUAAACAAGGGGCUUUACUUGUUUGUUUGCCUUAGACACACAUGUAUUAGCUCCCCCUGCCCCUUAACUCUCUAAUUUGUGGUGCAAGGCACUAGGUUUCUGCAACCCCUGAAAAUCCCAGUCCACGGACACACCAUUUACAUUUUUCUACCACCGGUGACAGACCAAAGAGGAGGGGUAAUUUGCUUUCAGCAUGUUGCUCGCACCCAUCUCUGACAUUUUCCAUCCUACCGUUACACACCCUGACAACUCUGUUUAUUUAAAUACUUGGUGGAUCCUAAACCGAUUUAAAACAUCUGGGGAUUUGGUAAGCAUGAGAAGGACUUUUAAGUGCUUGUGAUACAGGCACAAUUCAUAUUUGGGCAAAAAGAUGCCAAGGCCCAUUGCGUCUGACGUGAAAUCACAGCACUCUCCCACGGUCUCAGGAGAGGGAGCUGCUUUUCUUUUACAGCGUCAUCCAGAUCUAUUUCAUUAUUUUCCUCCUAUAUCAUUUAACAAAGUUUUUCUCUUAGGAUCCCUUUUUACACAAAAUGGCUGGAUAUCCACCUCCAUCUUUUGCAUGAGGGAAAGAGGAGGCUCACAUUUGCCUUGGAUGAGAGAUUCAAAAUCCCAGCGGCUUAUCUGUCAGGUGGCAGAGCUUACAUGCUACCUCUGUGGGGCAGAGACACUGCCAGCUGAGGAGUGAUCAGCAGCCUCAGACAGCAUUCUUCCCAAAAUAUGGUUAAUACUUCCAUCUGUUAUCAGGAGCUUUUAUUGCAUGCAAAAUUAGAAUUUAAAGUGGUAUAUGGAAUUUCAUCUACAUAUAACAUUUGCAGACAGCUUUCAUCUGUGCUUCUUGUUGAAAGGAAGUUGCUACUGGGUGCGCGUGCCACGCCAUGUAAAUACUUCAGCGUCUUCUGCAAACAUAUUUAUGGUUAUGUUCUUCCAUCUGCCACAGAAAAGUUAAGGCUACAGAAGGGUGAUUUAACAAGAAUGGAAAGAGCCUGUCUUAGUUACUUUUCUUCUAGUUUGUGUUUAAAUGUAUGCACGGAGCUAUGAAUUAUUUAAGCCCAGUAUUCCCGUUCUUGUCAGUUAUCUUUGCUUCACAGUGAACAGCAAUGAGACAUUUAUCUGGCCCCAAACAGACUGAAACAACAAGACCCCACUGGUAUUAAGACCAGGAAAAUGGAAGUGACCGCAUGAGGUGUACUGGGAUGUUUUCCAUUAAGGAGGAUCUUAAUUUACACUGAUCAGAUGCAAUGACAUUCUUUCCUACCUGUUCUAAUGCCACUGGAGAGUGAAUACUGCAUUGCCAAGGUUCAUCACAGUGUGUGUCUAUCAGAGCAUGAGACUGGACAGACAAUCUUUAUUACCCAUCUAAGAAACACGUAUUUUUGGCCAGGGAUGGGAAGGAAACAUUCCUCAUUCCAGACACUUCCCAAACUUUGUGUUUUGUUGGUGAAAUGGUGGCCGUUGCCAGUUUUAAAUGUGAGCAUACUCUUAUGAUUAAAUGUCAAAAUUAAAAAAAACAAAACAAAAAAUAUCUUGUCUAAGCUCAAUAGCCAACUGGCUGGCAAAUGUCUUAAAGCAUUUUAUAGUUCAAGUGAUACCAGAUUAAAGCCAGGCCAAGCAACUGACAACAGAUGAUGCUAUAUGCUGGAGAAAUUUAAAAAUUCUGAACAAAAGCUCUCUAUCCAGAUGCUGAUGCAUUGGAGACACCACUAAUAUAAAUCAUAAUUUCUUCAUACUUUCAGACCACCAUUCAUCCCAAAACACUACAGACUGCUGCACACAGGGCAGCUACUGAAUAAGUACAUUUUUCACUAUGAAGUUAGGCUGUGGUAAUCUGAAAAACCUCACGAGCAGCUCUGCAAGGAAACUUUUGAACCUUCAAGCCGUGGCAAUGACUCAAGAACACCACCAGAUAAUCCUGCGUAGGAGAAAACCAGUGCAUGAACUAAAGUAAAACUUCUGCAUCCAAACUAAAAAUUGCAUCCCCUCCAUGCGGCUCCUGCUAUCCAGUGGUGUACAGCCACUAAAGCAGCUGAUCAUGGGAUUCUCACGGUCAAUGCACAAACCUUGGGUCAUCUUCACUUCCACCCUGCUCGGAACAGGAAGAUGACACUGUGCUCACCUGAUGGCUUCCUGUUGACUUCGUGUGUUGGCAGGAUUAUUUGCAACUCUUGCUGAUAUCAAACUCAUUCAGCCAGCGUGCCCUCUCCUAGGAAUGGUUCCCCAAGCAGCAAUCUCUAUGUUUCCACUGAGGACAUAAAAGCAGGGACUAGGAUGGCAAGUAAUAGGUGAUUAUUCCUGUCGAACAUUUACUUUACAUCCUAAGAGAAAAUGAGGUGGCACCAGCCAGAAUAUACCAACCACACACCUUGGGCAGCACUGAUGCAGCUCGGACUUUGAACUAUGGUUGGCAGUGCUGGUCGGACCUUCGGGAGCACUGGUCGGGUACGUUGCCUUCUUGCACACACAGUGCCUGCUUGUGCAGCGUGUUUUGCUUCCACUCUAUGGCGUGGCAGAUUAAAUUAAACGUACAAAUCCCUCGGC
Aquila chrysaetos chrysaetos is the source of this 3676-nucleotide messenger RNA. RefSeq names its product phospholipase A2 group XIIB (gene PLA2G12B). Gene Ontology annotation, biological process: lipid catabolic process; phospholipid metabolic process; arachidonate secretion. NCBI's taxonomy places the organism in Eukaryota, Metazoa, Chordata, Aves, Accipitriformes, Accipitridae. The record is from RefSeq and is a predicted model, not a curated record. Bases 209 to 817 code for a protein of 202 amino acids. The transcript is spliced from 4 exons. Gene Ontology annotation, cellular component: extracellular region. Gene Ontology annotation, molecular function: A2-type glycerophospholipase activity; calcium ion binding.